This is a messenger RNA of Pseudoliparis swirei, 2098 nucleotides long. It is a transcript of the gene glmna, whose product is annotated as glomulin, FKBP associated protein a. Gene Ontology annotation, molecular function: ubiquitin-protein transferase inhibitor activity. The record is from RefSeq and is a predicted model, not a curated record. The transcript is spliced from 19 exons. NCBI's taxonomy places the organism in Eukaryota, Metazoa, Chordata, Actinopteri, Perciformes, Liparidae. Gene Ontology annotation, cellular component: cytoplasm. The coding region runs from base 151 to 1956 and encodes 601 amino acids.
ACGGCAAGCCCAGAAGGACAAUUCAGCCGCGAGCAGCGCUCUUCUCAGUUUCUGUGAGCGUGGUCCGUUCGGGACAUGCAGUGAGCUGAGGGUCCUGUUUAUUUUGGAGGACUUCAGUUUGAAGAUAAACCCCACCUGAAAGCAGCAGGAAUGGCUCUGGAGCAGCUCAGUGAUGUGGUCCAGAGAUGUCAAGCCCUCUCUGACCACAGCUACACCACCGAGGACCACAACGUAUUCUCGAUAUCUGGACGGACCUGCAUCGAGGAGGGAGACAGUGUGCAAGUCCUCAGUAUUGUCCUGGAUGAAAAGAAUCAGGACAUUGUGAGGUGUAUGGGUUGGAAUCUGCUGCCUCCCCUGAUCCAGGUUCUGCUGAAGAAACAAGAUGCAAAGAUUUCUCCGUGCCUUGCCAUUUUCCGCCACCUGCUCCAGACCUGCAGACCCAAAGAGCUGCUGAUUGGCUUGUUGGAGCAGCUGGAGCAGGACGACCCUGACACCAUCGCAGAGAGCCUCCACCUGCUGUUGAACCCUCUCCAGAAAGUGCUGCUGUGUCUCGGCAGCCACAAGGCGGCAUCACUGGGCAUGACCCUGUCGUCUGUGCUGGACCAGGUGGCCAAACUGCCUCUACCUCACACCAAGGAGCAAGAGGAGGACGACGUCUUCUCGCUCUGUCGCAGCUGCACCGAUCUGAUAGACUUUGUCAAGCCUUUUGUCCACGAGGCCAGGCAAAGCCUCCUGAACGGCCGGGAACAAAAGAAGAGCCCCGACAGGACGGCGGGUGAGCAGGGCAGAGACGAAGAGGACGAGCUGCGGACAGAGCUGCUGAAGUUCUCGAUGAAGACUUUGAGUCAUCCUCUGCUGGAGUUACAAGUCAAGGAUCCGGACACUCUGGCCGUGUCUCCACUCAGGAAUUUUGCCACAGAGAUUUUGAACACCCUCAGUGCUAUCGGAGAGUCCAUCCACAGUCUUGUGUUCCAUCCUGUGUUGAAGAGAAAACAGGUUCCAGGCUUUCUGGAGGAGGAGGUGCGCUACCCUAAAGAGUCUCUGGCCAGCCUGGCUCACCUGGUGUUUGUCCAUCACCUGGCUGCAGAUACAUUCCCCAGUGUGUUCAGCUCAGUGUUCUGUCUUCGGUGUAAUAUGGAGCACGUUGUCCUCCUCUUGUCCAGAACUGAAGAGUCCAGGAUUCAGAAAGGACUGGAGCUAUAUGAGAAGAGUCUGGUGCGUUUGGAGGACUGCAGUCUGCCUUCUGAUCUGCUGGAGAUCAAAAGCUUCCUCACUGUCCCUCAGAACUUGGUGAAGGUCAUGACGCUGUGUCCGCAGCAUGACUUGAGAACGAGAGGUCUGAAGGUGUUGCAGUUGAGCAUCGAUAAGUUUGACACUGAAGCAAAGUACAAUUUUUUCCAGUACAUGCUGAAAACCAGUCACCACUCGGGAGUUGAAGGCUACGUCAUCAAAAACAUCAAGACUCAGAUAGAUAUCGCCCUGCAGCCAGGUAACAGUAACGUCUGGUUUGAGGGACCUCAGCUGCUGCCUUUGCUCCGUAAAGUCCUCAUUCUGCCAGACGGCCCAGAGACCGACCUCCUGCAGUACCUGGACAGAGUCAUGGAGUCUCUGAACCUGCUGCGUUACCUCGUCAUCAGAGACAAAGCCACAGAGAACCAGACGGGCGUCUGGACAGAACUGUACAAAAUAGAAGACACGUUCCUGAAGCCGCUCCGCGUUGGAGUGAACAUGUCGAGAGCUCACUACGAGCGGGAGCUCCACAACACCAUGCAGACCAAAAAGGGCAAGAUCAAAGAGGAAUCCGUGCUUUCGGUGUCCGUUGGCAACGAGAAGCUGCCGAACAUGACAUCAGCGUCGCAGAUUCAGGCGCUGCACUCGGCCCUGCACACCUUCGACAUGAUCGAGAGCGUGCUGGUGCGAAUACAGGAACUCACCGAGGUGAAAGAAAAUCUUUAGCCGCAGCCCACAAGUUCUACUCCCGGGGUCGUCAUCGCCUCAGAGCCGAGCGAACAGAAAGGCCUUCAACUGUUGUGUCGAUGUAUUUUGUAAAGAAAAUGAUUGAGUCCUGCAUUUAUUAUUAAACAAUUAACAAAACGAA